Ciona intestinalis (vase tunicate) is the source of this 986-nucleotide messenger RNA. NCBI's taxonomy places the organism in Eukaryota, Metazoa, Chordata, Ascidiacea, Phlebobranchia, Cionidae. The record is from RefSeq and is a predicted model, not a curated record.
UAAUGUUUAGCUUAGGUUUCAUAUUAACUGACAUUAUGACAAGAGAGAAAUUUUCCAACAGUUAUGGUAUCAUUGUGUACGAAGUGCUGACAAGAAUACAAGCAUACUCUGAUUCUCCAGCUGGUAGAAAUAAUAUUGUAGCAGCCAUUGGCAAUGGUACGAGGCCCAACCAUAGAAAUUUGGAUGAGGUGGAUAAGCAAUUAAAACAACAUCAAAAACAAGAUCAUGAAAUUUUCCUCAAGUUACAAUCUCUUAUGAAGGAAUGCUGGCAGCAAGAACCAACCAAACGACCCAAAGCUACAGAAAUCCUGGAAACCACCACCCAACAAAUGGAUGAGUUACCUGCCAUGGAAGGUUUAGAUAUGGAAGACCUCACCCAUGAGUUAACUGUCAUAGAUGGUUCAGAGAUAAAAAGACAUGUAAGAAAUGAGAUGUGCAACAAUAGACAUAUUAAGGAACGGUGUUGGAUAAACGUGAGAUAUUCUUGUCAUUACUUAGGAUCAACAUGCAUGAUUAUGGGUGGUUAUAAGCAGAGAAAAUUGUUGAAACUUAUGACGUCAACAAGAAAAGUUUCAAACCAAGAAAGUCAACCUUGUAUGAAAGGUCUGGUUCAGCCAGUGUGAAGAUAAACAACCAUGUUUAUACGGCUGGUGGUGUUCGAUCCAACUUUGUCGAAUGUUUGAAUUUAAACCAAGUUGAUGGUGAUUGGUACGAGGUGGCAUCUAUGAAGAAUCAACGAUGGCGUGCAGCAUCUGCUGUGUUGAAUGAUCAAAUGUGUGUAGCAGGAGGAAUGGAUGAUGAUAAUAAUGUAUUAUCAUCAGUUGAAUUAUACAAUCCAGUGGUGAAUACAUGGACAAACAUUGCUCCAAUGCAAACUGAACGAUGGCAACAUGCUCUUGUUUCUUAUAAGGGCCGCUUGUUCGCAUUUGGUGGAUGUUAUAAAGUUAUUGGUAAUCAUAUUGGUUUAGAUUCAAUAGAAAGUUUUG